AUGGGUUUGAUUCUGUUUCUCGUCUCUCUGUUUAUUUUGCUCGCAUUUUCUCUCCCACCACAUGUUCGUGGAAACGCGGAGCUUGAAGCUCUGAUGAAGUUGAAGGCCUCUCUGGACCCGGAAGACAGGCUUUUGAAGUCAUGGACCAAAGAAGGGGAUCCUUGUAGUGGCUUGUUCGAAGGCGUGGCGUGCAAUGAGCACCGCAAAGUUGCCAAUAUUUCCUUGCAGGGGAAGGGUCUCUAUGGUGAGGUCUCACCAGCAGUGGCUGAGCUCAAAUGCUUGUCGGGUCUGUAUCUGCACUACAACAACUUAUCAGGAGAGAUUCCCAAAGAUAUUUCAUAUCUCACUGAACUCAAUGAUCUCUAUCUCAACGUCAAUAAUCUCUCUGGGGGCAUACCUUCUGAGAUUGGGGACAUGACUAGUCUUCAAGUUUUACAGCUGUGUUGUAACCAGCUGACGGGAAAUAUACCUACACAGAUGGGAUUUUUAAAGAGGCUAAGUGUUCUUGCUUUGCAGCACAACAAGCUAACUGGUCAAAUUCCUGCAAGCUUGGGGGACUUGGGGAUGCUUAAAAGGCUUGAUUUGAGCUUCAAUAAGUUCUUCGGUACAAUUCCUGCAAAACUAGCUAGUGUUCCGUCUUUGGAACUCCUAGAUAUUCAAAGCAAUUCUUUUUCUGGAGUUGCCCCUCGUGAUUUGAAAAGAUUAAAAGAAGGAUUCCAGUGCAAGAACAACCCACACCUAUGCGGAGAAUUUUCUACAUUGAGAACUUGCACAGCUUUUGAUAUGGACAAGGUGAAUGUCAACGGACUACCACGUGGACCAAACAUAACGGAUUCUCCUCCAAAAGCCAACCCUAAGCCUGCAGAUUUCGAAGCACCUUGCAGCCAAACCCAUUGCACAAAGUCGACCAAACUUCCACAAGCUGCAGUUGUUGCGGGAGUUAUUUCCCUCUCUGUCACUUUGGCAGCGGCAGUAUUUCUGGCCCUUAUCCGUUACAGGCGUCACAAACAAAAGGUUAGCAAUACAUCAGAUCCUUCUGAUGGUCGGCUUAGUACUGAUCAGGCCAAGGAUUUCUAUAGGAAAACUGCGUCUCCACUUGUGAGUCUUGAGUACUCUAAUGGAUGGGAUCCAUUGGCUGAUGGUCGAAAUGGCAUUGCUUUCUCCCAGGAGUAUCUGAGUAAGUAUUGGUUCAACAUGGAAGAUGUAGAGUCUGCAACACAAUACUUCUCUGAGGUGAAUUUAUUGGGGAGGAGCAAGUUCUCUUCUGUUUACAAGGGAGUUCUAAGAGAUGGUUCUCUUGUGGCUGUUAGGAUUAUUAAUGUGACAAGCUGCAAGUCUGAGGAAGCUGAAUUUGUGAAGGGACUAGACUUAUUAUUUUCACUGAGGCAUGAAAAUGUUGUCAAGCUGAAAGGCUUCUGCUGCUCUAGGGGCAGGGGUGAAUGUUUUCUUAUCUAUGAUUUCAUUCCCAUGGGAAACCUCUCUCAGUAUCUUGAUGUAGAAGAUGAAAGGAACCAAGUCCUUGAGUGGUCCAAUAGAGUCUCUAUCAUCAACGGCAUUGCAAAAGGUAUUGGUUAUUUACAUAGCAGUGAAGCAGACAAACCUGCCAUAAUUCACCAAAACAUAUCUGUUGAGAAGGUUCUCAUUGAUCACCAUUUUAACCCAUAUAUUUCGGACCCUGGCCUUCCUAAGCUGCUAGCUGAUGAUGUUGUCUUCUCCACUCUGAAAAUAAGUGCUGCCAUGGGAUACCUAGCUCCUGAAUACAUCACCACUGGUCGUUUCACUGAGAAAAGUGAUGUAUAUGCAUUUGGAGUCAUUGUCCUCCAAGUUAUAUCCGGAAAACUACAACUCAGUAGUUCAAUGCGAUUGGGUGCAGAGUCACGCAAAUACGAAGAAUUUAUCGAUACCAACCUGAAAGGGAAAUUCUCAGAAUCUGAAGCAGCUGCACUGGCAAAAAUCGCGCUUGUAUGCACCCAUGAGCUUCCCAACCACAGGCCAACAAUGGAGGAAGUAAUUCUGGAGCUGAGUAACCUUAGAGCCAGUUCCUGA
This is a messenger RNA of Prunus armeniaca (apricot), 2046 nucleotides long. NCBI's taxonomy places the organism in Eukaryota, Viridiplantae, Streptophyta, Magnoliopsida, Rosales, Rosaceae. The record is from the annotation of a GenBank genome assembly.